Vidua macroura (Pin-tailed whydah) is the source of this 6385-nucleotide messenger RNA. RefSeq names its product F-box protein 31 (gene FBXO31). The record is from RefSeq and is a predicted model, not a curated record. The transcript has 10 exons. Gene Ontology annotation, molecular function: protein binding. The coding region runs from base 1 to 1707 and encodes 568 amino acids. Lineage: Eukaryota; Metazoa; Chordata; Aves; Passeriformes; Viduidae.
AUGGCCGUGUGUGCCCGGCUGUGCGGCGUGGGGCCGGCCCGCGGCUGCCGCCGGCGCGGCGCGGCCAGGGAGCAGCGCCGCGGCGCCGCCGACAGCGAGCCCGACACCGAUACGGACCCCGAGGAAGCGGGAGGCGGCGGCGUCACGGAGGACGAUGAAGCCGCGGAGCGCAUUGAAGGCGGGCGGCCGCUGCCGCCUUCUAUCGAGGCCUGCCCGGCCGGGCGGGCUCCGCUGUCUUUGUUGGAGCUGCCCCCGGAGCUCCUGGUGCAGAUCUUCGGCUCCCUGCCCGGUACCGACCUGCCCAGCCUGGCCCGAGUCUGCACCACCUUCCGCCGCAUCCUCCGCACCGACACGAUCUGGCGGCGGCGCUGCCGCGAAGAAUAUGGAGUGUGUGAAAACCUGAGGAAGCUGGAGAUCACAGGAGUGUCCUGUCAAGAUGUUUACGCCAAACGUAUAAACCCACGGGUGAAGUCGGGGCGUUUUAUGAAAAUCCUGCCCGACUACGAGCACAUGGAGUACAGAGAUGUUUACACCUGCCUGCUGCACCGCUACCGGCACAUCCUGGGAUUGUGGCAGCCGGACAUCGGGCCCUACGGGGGACUGCUGAACGUGGUGGUGGAUGGUUUGUUCAUCAUUGGCUGGAUGUACCUGCCCCCUCACGACCCUCACGUGGAUGAUCCCAUGAGAUUCAAGCCCCUCUUCAGGAUCCACCUGAUGGAGAGGAAAUGUGCCACGGUGGAGUGCAUGUAUGGCCACAAGGGACCUCAUAACGGCCACAUCCAGAUUGUAAAGAAGGACGAGUUCUCCACGAAGUGCAACCAGACAGAUCACCACCGGAUGUCAGGGGGCAGGCAGGAGGAAUUCCGGACGUGGCUGAGGGAGGAGUGGGGCCGGACUCUGGAGGACAUUUUCCACGAACACAUGCAGGAGCUCAUCCUGAUGAAGUUCAUCUACACCAGCCAAUAUGACAACUGCCUGACGUACCGGCGCAUCUACCUCCCCCCCAGCAGCCCCGAGGACCUCAUCCAGCCAGGCCUCUUCAAAGGCACCUACGGGAGCCACGGGCUGGAGAUUGUCAUGCUGAGCUUUCAUGGGAAGAAAGCCAAGGGCACCAAGAUCACUGGAGAUCCCAACAUCCCAGCUGGACAGCAGACUGUGGAGAUAGACCUGGCACAUCCUCUGCAGCUGCCUGACAUCGAGAACCUGCGCGACUUCAGCGAGCUCUCCCGCAUUGUGCUGGAGGUGCAGGAGCAGGUCCGGCGGGAGGAGCAGGAGCGGGAGCAGCGGCAGGAGGAGAAGGAGCAUUGCCAGCAGGCUGCCUCCCAGCCCGCCAGCCCCCUGGGAGGAGAAGGUGCUGAGGGGGAAGAGACUGCAGCUGGGGCAGAGGGGACGACCCAGGACAAGGCCCCAGCUUCCCAGCCCUUCGUGCUGCCCAUGGGAGUGAUAUCGAGGAAUGAGGAUUAUCCCCGCACCUGCCGAGUCUGUUUUUACGGGACAGGGCUCAUUGCUGGCCACGGCUUCACCAGCCCCGAGAGGACGCCGGGGGUGUUCGUCCUGUUCGACGACGACCGCUUCGGCUUCAUCUGGCUGGAGCUCAAAUCCUUCAGCCUCUACAGCCGCAUCAAGGUCUCCUUCCAGAACGCCCAAGCGCCUUCCCGGGAGGCCUUUGAUGAGAUGCUCAAGAACAUUCAGCCCCUGGCUACUUGAUGAGUGUUGGUGGUGAAGGACAGGGCUCGGGGUGGCAAAGGCUGCUGCGCUCCCCAGCCGGGGCUGGGGCAGGGAGUCCUCGCUCUCGGUACCUCUGGAUAGAAGCAUGCACUUUGAAUAAAGCCUUUUUACCCCAGAUGUGCACACAUCCCACUUCAGACAUCCGUGACUGCCCUUUCCUCUGUGCUGCUCCACGCUGCUCCCCAGAAGUCCUUGUUUCCCAGUCUGUGCUUCGGAGAGCUGAAGGGAUCCUGCAGAGGAGGGAGCAGACCUUCCUUAGUGCAAGCAAAGAAUGUAUUGGGACAAAACCAACUUCUGGUCAGAGCUGGACAGAGGAACAGGCAGUGACAAAGCUCAUCCUCCUCUCCAGAAACCUUUCUGUGGGUGCAGCAAUGCCAGGAGGGGCUGGUGUGAUACCUGCAUCCUUGCCAAUUGCAGUGUGUGGUUUCCUCUGGAGAAUUCCCUCAGCCAGGGAAGGAUCCCCACUGCAGAUGAGUGUGUGCAGCAUUGUCCUGGCUUCUGGAGCUUGUUGGAUGUGCUGUUCCUGAAGCUCCAGGUCUGGGUGUCUCCCUGAGAGCUGAGAUGAUUUUUUUUUCUCCUUGCAGGAGCUGGGUGUGGGACUGGAGAUGGGUGUAAACUGCAAAAGCUCUGAUGUGUUCAGGCUGGUUUGUACCUGAAAUGUUUUCUCACAUCUUGUAAAAUGGGUCUGAAAAGGCACAGGAAGGAGCCAAAAGAAGCCCAUCUCUGAGAUGAGCCCAGCAGAUGGGCAGCAGAGGGUGCCACAUGUCACUGGUCCUGUGUGACCCCAGGGCUGCCAUUCCUGUUCAGGUUUGCCCUUCAGAGUCCAGAGUGACAAGGGAUUGUCCUUGUACUGUGUGGCUUUUUCUGGCUCCUGGGGUGGUGGGUGCUGCUGCCCCACUCACAGAGCCCUUCUGUCCCUUUCUAGUUGCACUUGUUUGAUCCCAGGUGGUUUUGUGGCAGAUCUGAGCUCCGGUGGGAAUUGUGUGCUGCAGGCAAGGGAGCAGAUUCCCUUUAGACUGUGCUGUGCACAGAAAAUCCUGGCCAGUGCUCCUCUCCAGGCUGGGAGUUGUGCUAGAAACCAUCAGCACUAACACAAGCCUUUGUUGCAGCUGCCCUCUGGCUGUGAUGACAAACUCCAGGCCCCUUCUCUUCUCCCCAGAUCAGUGUCUAACAAAACCCUGCCAUUACAUCUCUGCAGUUUUAGGUCUGUAAAUGUGUCUGUACCUGUGCUGGCAGGUUUCAGGCCCUUUCUGUGGAGAAAUUUCAGUCCCUGCCUGGUUCCAGUGCCUGUGAGCAGCUUUUAUUCUCACUCUCACAAGGGCUUUUUGCCAUUUCUGGCUCUCAUGUGUUCCCUCAGCUGUGUGAGAAGCCAGGCUCCAGCAGAGACAUGAGCAGCAGCUCAUGUCACUCACAGGAUUAAUUCCUGUCUCUCUGGAUAGAGCUCUCCAAACCUCUGGGAAUUUCAAGGUGAUUUAGGGCACUUUUUGCUUUGUUUCCUGCAGCUUUGUGAGGAGUGGCAAGCCUGCCUCAGUGUUGGGGGUGAGGAGCUCUUACAGGCCUGGUGAAUGAGCUGGGAAGAGCAGGGUGGUUGUGAGAGGUUUUCCUGCAGAGGGAAGAGCCAGCUGGGAUCACACAGGGCUGGGAGAGAGGGAGAGGCUGCUCUCUGUGCCUUGCUGAGUGGGCAGAGAGGGGACCUGGAGCUGAAAUGGGGCGUCCCAGCCUUGUGCUGCAGCUGCUGGGCUCUGUGCAGAGCUCCUGCCUGGUUUGCAGACAGGUUUCCAGCUUGGUGCAGGUUUCUGGGACAGCUGAAGAUGUUCAGUGCUGGGUUAAUGGUUGGACUCGAUCUCAGAUCUUCUCCAACCUAAAUGAUUCUAUGAUUAGGACUUUAUUUGGUAUCUCAGUGGCCUGUUUAUCUUGGAAUUUGCUGUAGGGCUGCUGCAGUUCUGCCUUGUGUUCUAACAGUCCAAAGGGAUGGGAGAUGUGCCCUUGGGCUGCUGUUCCCAUUGCCUGUCCCUAAAACCAGCUCUUCUUCAGCUGGAUCUGUAGCUCUGAUUGCAGAUUCCUCCCCACUUCAAUAUCCCUCCCCCAAAAAAAAAAUCCUGAAGUUUUAAACAACUGACUUAUUAAUUUUUGCUUUUAGAUUUUAAAUUACAGUUAAAUUUUUUUAAAUGGAGAUUAAAAUCCAGAUUGCACUGAUUGCCCUGCAAGUACCUGAGGCUUGAGUCACUCUCCCAAGUACUGAUCUAUCUGUAGCCUCUGUCCUUUGUCAGCUGGGCAAGGUGUCACCUGUUUGUUGUUGGCACAGAUUGUGCAUCUGCUCUUCUCCAGGCUUUUUAUCCCUUCUGGACCUUUCCAGUGGCAGUGCCAAGGGUCUCCUGAUGGCCAAACCUGCUUGGCUGGCUGGAGAGAAGGGCUUUGGUGGAGGCUGAUGCUCUGUGGGAAUUUUCCCAGCUCUGCCUUGCCCCUGUAGUGGCAUCUUUUUAUUUAUAACUCACCUGGCUGGCCUCAAAAUGUCAGGAUAAUUUCCUGAUUAAAGGGAAAACUGCUGGAACCCCCUGGCUUCAUUCUGUCUGGAGCAAAGGAAAUAGCAAAUUUUGUAUUAAUAUUCCUCUGAUGCCUUUUCUCACCUUCUGCUGCUCCGAGCCUGGCAGGCUUUUGUGGCAUUUCAGAAGAAAAUUCCCUCUGGUUUGGCUGAGGGUGAGGAAGGCAUCCAGUGAAGAUGGAUUUGGGAAUGCUGGGAUGUUCCUGUGCCCAUUCCUUUGUGCGUGGCUCUGCCAGUGCUUCCAGAGCAAAGCAGGAUAACAUGGAGUUAAAACUCCCAGCUCUGGAAUCUUUGGGAAAGGGGAGACAGAUUUAGGAGCGGGCAGUCUGGAUUUGAUCCCCCUGUGCUGAGGGGGAUGCUCCUGCUUUCCCAGUGCUGCCUUUCCUCGUGGGAAGCUGUGCUGACAGGACAGGGCUUUGCUGUGCUUGCUCAUGGUUGGUACAGGCUGUUCCACCCCCUGCACAGCUCUGCAUUCCCCACUGCUUUCCCAAAUCCCAGUUUUGCAGCCCGUUGGGAUCUUUGUGAGAGCUGUUGACAGGGAUAAUGUGUGCUGGGGCCCUGCAGAUGGUGAUAAAUCUCUGCUGCCGACAUCUCCCCGUCCUUUUGGCUCUGCAGGAAAUCUUGGGGACAGUUGGCUGGAUUUCUUCAUCCCAGAUGGGUGGAAAGUGCUGGCGAGGAUGGAAAACAACUUGUCAGGGGUAGGAAUACUCUUGGCAGGAGCCUUUUGGAUUAAACAAAGCCUUUGCAGGGAGGCUGCAGAGCCCCAGUGGCCACUGCGAGACCUGGAGCUGAAUUCUGGCUCGGGGACAACUCGGGGACAAGUGUCUGGUUCAGUGUGCUGGGGAUGGGUUCUGCUCCUCCAUCCUGCUCCCUGUGUUGUCAAAAAACAUGGAUUUGGCCAGCUGGAGAAGAAGAACAUCAGAGCUCCAGUUUGUUUGCCUUGGGCCUGGUUUGAGAGCUGUUAAUGUGCUGUGCUCAGGCGUGGUGGUUGUGGGGGACUCGCUGCCCUCCACGGGGAUUUGUCAGGCUGGAUUUUACUGAGGAGGAGGAAAAAGGAUGGAAUUGUUUGUAAAUUUGGGUGUCAGCUCCAUUGUGGGGUGAGCAGCAGCGCUGCUCCAGCUGCCCUGGAAUGGGACAGCAGCAGGGGGAGGGCAGUUCCUGAGGAAAUGUGUGCUGGGGAAAAAGGGAAUUCUGUGCUCCCAGGAAAAGCCCAAGCCACAGCUGGCUCCGUGUUUACUUUUCAACAAGGAUGACUUUUUCUUGGCUAUUAAUUAAUUUAAACCUAGUGGAACUUGAUGGGAGUGUUGGGUGUUGUGUGGAAAUGGGUUGUUUAGGCUCAACUUGCUAGUUUAGGGAAUGAUAAUGUGUUAACUGUGUCUUGUAGCUGGCUGCUCACGUGGCCACUGAUCCUCUGUGCUGUUCAGCUGCCAAAGGCUCCUGCUGCCCUUACCAGUGGGACAGUGAAUUAUUUGGGAUGUGGAGUGGAAGAGAGAGGUACCAAACUGUGAGUGCCACUGACCUUUGGGUGCUUUGUGUGCUGAACUCAAAUGUGUGGUUCUGGUUUUUGUUUGGAUUGCAGUCCUUGGAACUUUUGAGGCAAAGAGCACUUGGCUCGACUGUGUUCAUUAGCUUAAUUAAAGCAAUCUGCACUUUUGUUUUGUCAUUGAUUACUCCCCCUUCCCCAUUCCCAUGUGUAUUUUGCACUCACCACUUUAACAUGACACUGAUGGAUUAAUCUGGGCAUUUCCUGUAGGUUUUGAGUGUGGGUAAGUCUCUUUAUUAUAAAAAGUAUCAAAAAUGGAGGUGAAGCAUAAAUCCCUGCUCUCUACAGAGGGCAGUGGGAGGAAACCAUUGGACAUCCACCACCACAGAUAUCCAUGUAGAACAUGAUAAGCUGCAUUUUAACCACCUCACCUGUCCAAGGGCUGGGGGUUUGCCUGUUCUUUUCUUGGUGGCUUUGAGAGGAAUGGGAUGUAUAAAAUCAACACCUGGCCUACUUCACCCCAGGUUUUGGAAAGCUGAGCGAGCCCUGUGUGUUACUUUUACACCUGAUCAUUGUUACCCAAGGAGCCUUUUCCAAUUUCAAAUAAUAAAAAGCAAAGUUUUGUGAACUUA